Messenger RNA from Aplosporella prunicola CBS 121167, 1098 nucleotides. RefSeq lists its product as uncharacterized. The record is from RefSeq and is a predicted model, not a curated record. The transcript has 2 exons. NCBI's taxonomy places the organism in Eukaryota, Fungi, Ascomycota, Dothideomycetes, Botryosphaeriales, Aplosporellaceae. The coding region runs from base 1 to 1098 and encodes 365 amino acids.
AUGCACUCCCCCGAGUCUCUCUACUUCCUACUGCUUGCCGGCACCGCCUGUGGCCUGCUCUGGGGCGUCGCCCUCUGGAACGGCACUGUGGCCGCUCUCGUCACUGCUGCCUGCACCGGCCGCUUCGAAGACGGCACUCCCCUCGCCACGAGCUACACCGGCCUGUCUGCCAUCGACUUCCCCGUGUCCCUGCUCGUUGCCUUCUUCUUCUACGGCACAAACGGCUCCCAUCCCGCCUUCCAGAUCUUCCUCGUCGAUGCAUACGCUACACUGCAGUCUGCUUUCGUAUGGCUCUACGCAGAGAGCUCUCGCUUUCAUUCCAAGCCCUACGCAGUUGCAUACCCAAUCAUCUGGGCCCUCUUGUGGCAAGCAUUCGGUGCCGCCAUCGCUCUUCCCCUCUUCUUCAGAAAGCACCUCGAGUGGUGCAAGAGCAAUGCGAAGCCCUUGCCAGCCUCGGAGCUUCGUCCAUCCCAAGCAUUGCCCUUUAGUUUCGCCCUCGGGGCGCUGCUGCCAGCUGUUAUCGGCAUGCUGCCGACCUGGUACCCGCGGCCCGACCAACUGCAUCAGCAGAUACUCGCAGCCUGGCAGCCCGAUCCAAUAUGGGUGGCUGUGGUCCAAGCCACCUUGACGACGGUGCUCUCACGUUUACCCACCGAAAAAAGCGACGAGAGGUCGGUUGGAUGGCUGCAGGCCUCAUACGUCAUUGCUGCAAUGUCGUCAGCAGUCGGGCACAUGUAUGCUUUCGCAACGCUGAUGCUGUCGUCGGACCCUCGGCUCGGCUUCAAAGGUGCCUAUGUCCCUUCGCUUUUUUCUGGGCCGCCAGGCGCAGCUUUGAAACUGGCGAACGGGCCCUGGCUUUUUCUUCAGUACGACCUUAUCAUCAUUUCCCUCUCGGCUCUUUCGUGGGCGUAUUUACUUGUCACUCCGAUCGUUGGGAAAGAGAGUUGGGUUCGUAACUUGCUCCCACUUCUGAUCAUGGUUGCAGGGUUCGUCUUCGGAGCUGGUACGGUCGUUUCGGUGAUUCUUUUCUGGCGGGAAGGGAAGAUGCAGCAGGAGCGACGCUCUCGCAAAGCCAACGUAGCAAAAAGGAGCGAUUAA